This is a messenger RNA of Guillardia theta CCMP2712, 741 nucleotides long. RefSeq lists its product as hypothetical. NCBI's taxonomy places the organism in Eukaryota, Cryptophyceae, Pyrenomonadales, Geminigeraceae. The record is from RefSeq and is a predicted model, not a curated record. The coding region runs from base 1 to 741 and encodes 246 amino acids. The transcript has a single exon.
AUGCAACCCUCCCACCUGAGACCCACGAUGAUGGCGACGGAGGUGCAGGAGCAGAAAAUCUCGUUGGAGGAUGAGAGAUCGUUGCAGUUCCCAUGGAUCUUCAAAGGAAGGGUUUGGUUUCAGCCGAGGAUAGUUAGGAGCAAGCAGGAGAGCCUGCCGUCAGGAGCCGCUCCUCUCUCGCUCUUCGGGUGGAGCCUAGGGGGGGUUGUGUGCCUGGAGUACGACGAGUCUCCCUUCGGAGCAUACCUUGAGUUCGUGGAGAUGGGAUCGCUGGUGCUGCAGCAAGGCUUCGUCGGGCACUGGGGCAAGAGGCUGUGCGUGAGCACCAAGGGGGCGGAGGAGAGGUGUAAGGAGAUCUGGGGGGUACCGGCAGAGAGCAUCAACAUCGACUUUGAUGCGGCUCCUGCCACGAGCAUGAGCGUGGAGCAGGGAGAGGAAGGUGUCAGGGUGCUGGGAUGGGGCAAGAUGGGCAGGGACAAGGCGGAUGACUACUGGGGCAGUAUCCCCCUGCUAUGGACGCCGCAAGUCAAGACGCUGUGGUUUCCCGUGCAGUUGGGAGCAGGGAGCGGGAGGGAGGAGGAAGGACUGAGGCUUCACAGGCUGAGGGUGUCGGGGAAGGAUGUGCGGAUCACUCUAGAUCGACCCCGUGUGCUGCCGUCAGGAGAGUUUGUCCCCGGGAUCGGGCUGGGGGUGAAGAACGUGAAGAUUGAGAUCUCAGAGAGGUUGGGAGCGAGCAUGUGA